AUGGUGCCGCGACCCGGGAGUACUACUUCGAAUGACGGGCUAACAAUCCAAGAGGCAUCGGUGGCAGGUGCGCAGUCGGCUGGAAGGUCGCCGACUGCAAGAGAGCACAGUGAGAGACCGGUCGCGUCGUGGAGCUCUGAGGGAACCUUCACGACAGGCCACGGGGCCAGCGACGACCAGGAGGGCUACGAAGAACAGUUUGCUGUUCCCGAUGCGGCUCCCGACGAGGGAGCCGCGAAGGGCCGUGACGCAAGUCGCGGUCCUACCGGUCGAAAGCCUGCAAAGACCGACGACCAACAACAACCCACCGCCAAGGCAGCCACGAAGCCCAAGUCGCCCAAGAAGAAGAUGAAGAAGCUGCGCGCGCCGGACUCGGCGGAGGAGUCGCUGUCCAAGCCGCAAGGCAAGGACACGGGACGUCAGUACACCGUCGAUGAGGUACGGUACGUCGUGGCGCGCACGGAGCUCUUCCGUCUGCUAGAGCAAGACCCAAUCUUGGCCGCGCCGACUCUCUUCCAGAUGCUGCGUGACUCGGGGUUCGUGUUGGGGGCUUUCGAGAUGGAGAGGAUGUGCGAUUGGGACCUCAAAUCUUGGUUACGGGCGAUUCGCGUCGUGCAGGAGCCCUUGACGAUUCUCGCCGGAUCCGUCAAACAAGACGCGCCGGGUCCCUCGGCGGACCCAGCCCAGACUUCGACGACCACGCCCUCGCCACCACCUCGAUACCAAUCAAGCGUGGGCUCCGACAGCAGUUUCGAGCCGCCUAAGCGCAUGCCCAUGAACCGGCCGCCGCGCGUCGUGGAGCUAUCCGCGGCGCCCGCACGCACAGAAGUGACGAAACCCGCCGAGGAGGUGCUUCCUAAGGCCUUGAGAGAAUCUAUCAACAAGCUGAUGCAGACGACAGUGAUGAGCACCCCACGCGCCGAAACAGCCGCAAUCCCGGCGGGGCCGAAGCCGCCCGUGAAUCCUGCACCCACGGUGGCUCGCCCCCAGGAGGCAGCGGGUGUCGCCAUGGAGUCGGUCAGCUCGCGUUCUUCGACGAGGUCCAGAACUCGACGCGACGCGGAUGAAGACCCCGACGACCUGUUCGACUUGGACAUCGGAGCGCCAAGAACCGCAGCCGCCGUCUCGACGGUGACAGCCGGCGGCGUAGGCCUCGGUCGCGUACGCCUCUCAGCAUCUUCCGAGCUGAAAGAGUUCUCGGGACGGGACGCCAGCGGAGAGAAAGCCAGACUGUGGCAGUUCAGCGAUCUAAUGAGCGGCCCUGCGCGCCAAUGGUAUCUCCAGUUGCCCAGGAAGUACUGCGGCAAGGGCGUGUCAAUGGCCAGCCGCUACUACCAUGCGGCUCAGCGCCCCGACGAGACCCCUCUGAAUUACUUGUACCGGCUCAACGUCGCGGGCUUGAGGGCCAACAUCCCAUACGCCGAGGGUACGACUGAAGAGAAGCGCGAACACGUCGAGCAUUUCAUCCGGACGCUGAACACGCAGGAGGCCGAACUCGCCUCGCGUCUCACGCUACUGGAGGUCGCCAACUCCGAGGCGCUGGAGAAGAAGCUGCGUGCCCGACAACGUGGAUUGGCUCACCAGAAGAAGACUCUCUUCUGCUCGAACAAGUUCCCCCAAAAGGCGCCGACCCCGCCGACUCAGCCGGCGCGCGCCGUGCAUGCGAUUCACGUUGCGUCGGACGAGUACAACUCGGAACGCGAAAGUCGCGACAGCGACGAUCGCCAGUACGACCAAGACGAGGAGGACGAAGAACGCGCCAAGUUGUUCGUCGCGGGGCAGGCCCCGCCGGGAGAGCCGGCGCGUCACAACUUUGAUCCCAACGACUCGGGACGCGAUCGUCCGCGUUGUCGCCACUGUGGUUCUCGUCGCCACGCUGAGAGAGACUGCUGGAAGUUGUUGACGUGUCAGAAGUGUGGUGACCAGCACCCGACGGAGCGAUGCUUGAGGGUGUGCAAGGCCUGCGGUGACGUGCACGAAGCCGGAGAAUGCCCGAUGGAGGAGUUCUUCAACCAAUUGCGCCAGUGGUUUGACCCGAAUAAACACGCGGGAAUGCUGCCGCCGGCCGCCGAGAAGAUGUUUCCUAGUUUAACAUCUUCUCGGCGGCUCGCUGGCUUGGAAACCAUCCGUCCAACGACCGACUGCCUGAACGUUCGUACGGAGCUGUACGAACGAGGAGCCGAGAACCUUUUCAUGAGCGCGGAGGUGCCCAUGGAAAGCUCCACUUCGCCUGGAACUCAUGUUGCACGCGCUGACUGCCUCCACCUGUCGGAUCCAGAGUGGGAGGCACUCCAACGACUGUCAACAGUCAUUGGGGAGGCGGCAGUAGCUGCGAUGCUGCGUACGCUAUCGCCGACAGAGCAACAUGGUGGCUAA
This is a messenger RNA of Phytophthora sojae, 2376 nucleotides long. RefSeq lists its product as hypothetical. Bases 1 to 2376 code for a protein of 791 amino acids. The record is from RefSeq and is a predicted model, not a curated record. Lineage: Eukaryota; Oomycota; Peronosporomycetes; Peronosporales; Peronosporaceae. The transcript has 4 exons.